Kalmanozyma brasiliensis GHG001 is the source of this 870-nucleotide messenger RNA. RefSeq names its product START-like domain protein. The transcript has a single exon. Lineage: Eukaryota; Fungi; Basidiomycota; Ustilaginomycetes; Ustilaginales. The record is from RefSeq and is a predicted model, not a curated record. Bases 1 to 870 code for a protein of 289 amino acids.
AUGACGACCACAAGCGGCACCAGUGGUAGCUUUGCCCCCUUUGCAGCCAUCGAGAUCCCCUUCUCAUCCGUCCCACCCUCGGGCACACCCGAAUACGCCGAGUUCAUCGCGCACUACCUCUCCUCGGCCUUCGCCUUCAUCCGUGCCACGCCCGGGUGGAAGAAGACCAAGCACUUCCACACCGACGUCGGCGGCGAUGUGCAGUGCAAGCUGCUGCCCAGUCCCGUCUCACAGAUCGCCAAGAAGGGCUGGCACCUGCGCGAAUCCCAACACGCAUCCGACUGCGGCUUGACCUACGAUGACUUCCGCCGCUAUCUGCGCUUUCAACAUUCCACCUACGAGAAGCUGUACAUCGAGGACAUCCAGGUCACUCAGCGACUGGCAGCGGUGAAAGAAGACGAGGCGGAAGUGUGGCACAACGCUUACAAGCUGCCGAUCGUCACGGCCGAUAGGGACUUUGUGCAGAUGCUGUUGACCAUCGAUCUGCCCCCUCACCCCGAGCCCUUCAGCGAGGCGCAUGAGGCAGCAACGCUGGAAUGGAUCAGAAGCGCCGACCGAACAAUCGAGCCGCCAGCGGUCGCCGAUGGAGCGCAUCGUUCCUUUGUCGUGCUUCAAUUCCCAAUCGCCCACCCAGACGCCCCAGAGAAGGCGCCCAAGGUCCGCGCCGUCUACUCGUCGUUCGAAGCCGUCUCCGAGGCAGCUGGGGACAAGGUCGACUGGAAGAUGGCCGUGCAAUCCGACACACGCGGGAGAAUACCUACAUUUUUGCAGGAAGGGGCCAUGCCCGGAGAGAUCGCGCACGACGUCCAUGCGUUUAUUGGGUGGGCCAACAAGUACAAGGCUGAAAACCCGCCUGCUGGCGACCAGUAG